AUUCUAUCUCCUCCUUGUAACUUUUAUCACAUUAAUUACUCUGCACCAAUCAUCUCUCAUUUCUCUAAUUCUCAAUCUAUACAUAUACACACACAUAUUUUGUUUUUGUUUUUGUUUUUUUCAUUUGGAUUUUGUUGAUUGGUAUGGCGGAGAAAGAUAAAGAGUCGGAGUUUUUCUUGGAAGAUGAGGAAGAUGAUGAUGAGUCCGAAGACAACAAGAUCGAUGGUGGUGGUACUACAAGUUGUGAUGAAGAUGAUGCUCCCGGAUCUCCUUCUUCUCCUUUCUCUUCUCAUCAGUGGCCUCAGAGUUACAGGGAGACAACAGAUUCUUACACAAUAGCGGCAUCCCCGAUUUUUGGAGCCCUUCGACUUGCAUCUACUGUCAGAUAUUCAGGUGUUGAUUUUGGUAGUAAAAGUGAUUUGGAAUCCAGGACUUCUUUGCUGUCUGAGAAUGAAAAGAUUUUUCAAAAGGGAGACUUGGACAACAUCUCCAGAACACAUUCAUCAUGGUCAGAGAAGGCUUCAUUACAUGAGCAACUCACUGGAGAACUUCCCAUUCACCGUGGAUGUAGCUUCACACAAACUGUAUUCAAUGCGAUAAAUGUAAUGGCUGGAGUUGGGCUUUUGUCUACACCUCAUACAGUGAAGGAAGCUGGCUGGGCAAGCUUGGCAGUGCUAGUUCUCUUUGCAGUUCUCUGUUGUUUUACGGCUUCUCUUAUGAGACAUUGCUUUGAGAGCAAAGAAGGCAUCGUAAGCUACCCGGAUCUUGGAGAAGCUGCAUUUGGCAAAUAUGGACGCCUUUUUAUAUCGAUUGUUUUGUACACGGAGUUAUAUUCAUAUUGUGUGGAAUUUAUUAUUUUGGAAGGGGAUAAUCUCACCAGGCUAUUCCCUGGUGCAUCCUUGAACUGGGCUGGUUUGCAACUUGACUCUAUGCACUUCUUUGGAAUUUGCACUGCCUUAAUCGUUCUUCCAACUGUUUGGCUUCGGGAUCUCCGUGUUAUAUCUUACCUUUCAGCCGGAGGGGUCAUUGCAACAUUUGUGAUAAUUCUUUGUGUGAUUUUUCUUGGUACCGUGGAUGGAAUCGGAUUUCAUCAUACUGGUCCAGCAGUGAACUGGAGCCGCAUUCCUUUUGCCAUUGGUGUGUAUGGGUUUUGCUAUUCUGGGCAUUCUGUGUUCCCAAAUAUUUACCAAUCCAUGGCUGAUAAAAGACAAUUUACCAAGGCACUAACAGUAUGCUUUAUUUUAUGUGUUAUAAUAUAUGGGGGUGUUGCAACCAUGGGAUUUCUCAUGUUUGGUCAAGCCACACAAUCCCAAAUAACUUUGAAUAUGCCACCGGAUAGUAUUACCUCCAAAGUUGCAUUGUGGACAACAGUUAUCAACCCAUUCACUAAGUUUGCCCUGUUGAUGAACCCGUUGGCCAGAAGUAUCGAGGAACUGCUGCCUGCCAGAAUCUCUAGUACUUUCUGGUGUUUCAUUCUGCUGAGGACAGCACUUGUCAUUUCUUCUGUUAUUGUUGCAUUUCUCGUUCCUUUCUUCAGUCUUAUGAUGGCUUUAAUCGGUUCUCUUCUUAGUAUACUUGUGGCAGUAAUAAUGCCAGCUUUAUGUUUCCUGAGAAUUGUAAAGAAGGCGACAACCACCCAGAUUGUCUUGAGCAUCACAACAGUGGCACUGGGCAUUAUUUGUGCAGUCCUGGGAACAUACUCUUCACUGUCGGAAAUCGCAAAGCAAUAUUGAGAUAUAUCUAUUCAAAAUAUUUAGAACAUGUUCACAAAUUAAUUUGUUGGCUAUUUCAUUUCACCUUCAAUAUUGAUCUUCUAUUUAGGACAUCUUAGUUUUUUAGCGUUCUGAAGAAUUUGUGUAUUGAAUAUUUUUAAGAGAACGGGUUUUUGAAAGCUGAAAAAGGCUAAAACAGUGAAGGUGACCACCAGAGCUAUUUCAUUACUAGUGUUGCAUAUUUUUUAUACAGGAA
Messenger RNA from Camellia sinensis, 1968 nucleotides. The record is from RefSeq and is a predicted model, not a curated record. Lineage: Eukaryota; Viridiplantae; Streptophyta; Magnoliopsida; Ericales; Theaceae.